Molecule: messenger RNA, 199 nt
Organism: Sphaeroforma arctica JP610
Lineage: Eukaryota; Ichthyosporea; Ichthyophonida
Exons: 1
Source: RefSeq, a predicted model, not a curated record
AUGGCGCCUAACACGAAUACCUUACUACCGGAAUGUGUCCCGUGCAAGCAGCGGGACCUUAUUGGUCUGGAGGAGUUGGAGGCACGCGUGAAAGAAGAUUUGAAUAUGCUCAACUUUCCUCGUAGACCAUGGAGAGACGUUGCACCAGAGUGCAUCGAGACACGUUCUGAAGACCACGUUUAUGAUGUUGUUAUUGUGG